Messenger RNA from Paramuricea clavata, 1431 nucleotides. Lineage: Eukaryota; Metazoa; Cnidaria; Anthozoa; Malacalcyonacea; Plexauridae. The record is from the annotation of a GenBank genome assembly.
AUGAAGCGUUACACAAAAUCGUUCGACGUGACAGAGCCCUGCCCCAAAUCCUGGUCUGCAAACGAAGCCCCCUUGGACGUGUGUACCACAAUAGUUCCAGUGCCAAAACAGAAUGUACACCUCUUCGACGGGGACGGCGGGGAGAUUUUUGUCGGGGAAGACGACGAGGAGCUUCUGAAAGAAAUGUGCACCCACCCGCAAACCAUCCGUUUCAGAUUUCCAUUAUGUGAUGCGCCCGAGAUUCGAACGGCAUUCAAGUUUAAAAAACGCCGCGGUGACCUGUUUACGAGCGUGGGCACAGUCGAAGUUGGCAUGGAGGCAAUGAGAAUGGCGCGGAAACUCCUUUUCGAAGCAACAAGCACCAACCUGCUCGUCAGAACACACGAAAAAGGAGGGGACCAAGGCGUCACGCCCGUGGUCGAAAUCGAUUCCCCUCGUUAUGGGCGUGUCUUGUGCGAACUGCUUGUUGAGAGAGACGUGGACACAGACGAGGGACAAUUUGUUUUUUUUUCAGCGUUGUUGGCUGAAGAAGGCUACAUGUUCCCAAGUUUCAAGUACGGUAUCGAAGAUCGUAUUAAAUCCGGCAUGGACAAUGCCAGAAAGCAUGGUAAAGGAAUGUUUCGACUCCCAGACGAGACCAGGCAGCAGGGAUUUUUGCCUUGGGACAUAAAAGACGGGCAGACUGCCAGCGAACCGAUUCUGAUCCGAAAUGUCAACAUCAACCAACCCGAGGCCCUCUGGUUCGGCAAAGCAGGCACAGACUCGACAGCGGACAGCAACGACAGAUACUACGUUGAACUCGCUGAAUCGAAGGAGUGGCUCGAGGCCAGCUGCUUCGUGAAAGAGAGCACUAUCCCGGGCGCCGGACUGGGAUUAUUUCUAAAACCACAUCCACCCAUACCGAAAGGUCAGUUUGUCUGCCUCUAUGCCACUCGUUCCACAACGCAGGAGGCUAUGGAUGCCACCGGUAGCUCAAGGGAUUAUGCCAUCCUAACAGGAAAGGCAAAACUUUGGUUCGAUGCCGAAAAGCAGGACGGUGUGUGCCUUGGAAGGUUUGCCAACCAAUUGCAUGUGCGCGAGUCGUUGGCGGAAGUUCGUGAGCGCAGUCGAAAGAGCAUAUUUCCCGAAAUGCGAGAGGAAGACUGGAAGAAAAUCAACGAUGCUGAUGCCCAAAGAGCAACUUUGGUGUACGAGCAAAGGAAGGAACAGCUUGUCCUCGUCACAGCAAAAGACAUCCCAAGAGCGGCGGAGUCCCACGAGUUAUUUGCCCACUACGGCGACCUGCGUGAAUACUGGCUUCCGCUUAUACGUCGCAAGCCGGACAGCUUCCCAGAAGAUAUGACCAGCAUUGUCAGCUGGUUAAUGGACUCGGAAGAGACCAAUUGGUCACAACAGCAAAAGCAGAACUGGUUUGGUCUACACAAUAAUUAA